Molecule: messenger RNA, 637 nt
Organism: Drosophila biarmipes
Lineage: Eukaryota; Metazoa; Arthropoda; Insecta; Diptera; Drosophilidae
Product: cytochrome c oxidase subunit 2-like
Exons: 1
Biological process (GO): ATP synthesis coupled electron transport
Cellular component (GO): membrane
Molecular function (GO): cytochrome-c oxidase activity; copper ion binding
Source: RefSeq, a predicted model, not a curated record
AUGGAACAAUUAAUUUUUUUCCACGAUCACGCAUUAUUAAUUUUAGUUAUAAUUACUGUAUUAGUUGGAUAUUUAAUAUUUAUAUUAUUUUUUAAUAAUUAUGUAAAUCGAUUCCUUUUGCAUGGACAACUUAUUGAAAUAAUUUGAACUAUUCUACCAGCAAUUAUUUUAUUAUUUAUUGCUCUUCCUUCUUUACGAUUAUUAUAUUUAUUAGAUGAAAUUAAUGAACCUUCAGUUACUUUAAAAAGUAUUGGUCAUCAAUGAUACUGAAGUUAUGAAUAUUCUGAUUUUAAUAAUAUUGAAUUUGAUUCUUAUAUGAUCCCUACAAAUGAAUUAGCAACUGAUGGAUUUCGAUUAUUAGAUGUUGAUAAUCGAGUAGUUUUACCUAUAAACUCACAAAUUCGAAUUUUAGUAACAGCUGCAGAUGUAAUUCAUUCUUGAACAAUCCCAGCUUUAGGAGUUAAGGUUGAUGGAACCCCAGGUCGAUUAAAUCAAACAAAUUUUUUUAUUAAUCGACCAGGUUUAUUUUAUGGACAAUGUUCAGAAAUUUGUGGAGCUAAUCAUAGUUUUAUACCAAUUGUAAUUGAAAGUGUUCCUGUAAAUUAUUUUAUUAAAUGAAUUUCUAAUAAUAAUUCUU